AUGGCAUCGAUCGUGGAAUAUAUGGCCCAGCUGACUGUUCUUGGCGUCUUGGAACCAUCCACCUUACCGGAGGCGGCGAUCGGAGGGGGUGGUGGUGGUGGUGGUGGUAGUGGGACCACUGGUGGUACUUACAAUCUCACACGUCUGGUUGAACUAUUAGCCUCCGUAACUGAGUCCAACCCCUGUCUUUCUAAUGAGUUGGGCAAAGGUUGCACAAUCUUGACCACACUGUUAGGCACAACUGAAGCUCCCUCUUCUGCUGUUUCCUCUCUUUUGCUUGCUCCCAUGCCACUGACUGCAUGUGGUUCAGUCGUUUACUCCAUUCCCGUCCCCAUAAAUCUACUACCUACUCCCUCGCAAGCGAUCGACUUGGCUCUCGUACUACUUGUUCGCAUUGCCAACGGUGUGGUCAGUCGGACGUCGGCUCGAUCAGGUGUGGAAGCCUCUGGUCUGAGCCCCGCUGUGGUCGCCACGGUACAAAAUGCGAUCAAGCUCUUUCUAUCUCAAUGGUUCACGGAAUAUAUGCGAGAUAAAGAGUUAGCGGUACGUCAUUGUUGGGCAACAUAUUAA
Molecule: messenger RNA, 570 nt
Organism: Echinostoma caproni
Lineage: Eukaryota; Metazoa; Platyhelminthes; Trematoda; Plagiorchiida; Echinostomatidae
Source: the annotation of a GenBank genome assembly